Messenger RNA from Hemicordylus capensis (graceful crag lizard), 7282 nucleotides. It is a transcript of the gene GPR143, whose product is annotated as G protein-coupled receptor 143. The transcript has 9 exons. Gene Ontology annotation, molecular function: L-tyrosine binding; L-DOPA receptor activity; dopamine binding. Lineage: Eukaryota; Metazoa; Chordata; Lepidosauria; Squamata; Cordylidae. Gene Ontology annotation, cellular component: melanosome membrane; plasma membrane. Gene Ontology annotation, biological process: G protein-coupled receptor signaling pathway; melanosome organization; regulation of calcium-mediated signaling. The coding region runs from base 381 to 1577 and encodes 398 amino acids. The record is from RefSeq and is a predicted model, not a curated record.
CAGAGCAAAGGAGGAUCUCCUGGCUCUUACUGGCUCGCUCGCAAGUUGUGCAAGCCCAAACACUGCUGCUGCAGCACUGCUGCCCACGCCUGGGAGCGGCCAAGGCAGAGAAGGGCCUGGAUUCGCAACCCGCCCCGCCACGCGUUGCUGCUCUGCUCUGCGCCUGCGAAUGGCAGCUGGUUGCUAGAGGGGAUUUACUAGCUAGCACUGGCAGGCCCCGCCGCCGCCGCCGCCACAUGAUUCGGCCGUCCCGUGACUCUCAUCACUGCGAGGAGCUAAUGGGAACGGUGAAGGACCAGCUGCGACUCCUUUGUAGAGGCGGGAAGAGCUGCUGCUUCGUGCUGCUGCUGCUGCCGCCACCCUCAUGAGAAGGCGUCUCCAUGGCGUCUCCCAGGCUCGAGACCUUCUGUUGCCCCAACCGGGACGCGGCCACGCUGCUGGUGCUGACUUUCCAGCCGGAGGUCUUCUGUGGGGUGUGCAUUGGCAGCGCCUCCGCCAGCCUGCUGCUCACUGUCCUGCAGCUCCUGCCCAAAAAGGGAGCCGGUCCCCGGAAGAUGCCCAAAGCCUCCUCCUCCUCCACCAUCCUCCUCCUCAUCUCUGCCUGUGACAUCCUCGGCUCUCUAGGUAUAAUCUUCAGAUCAACUGUCUGGCUAGGGUUCCCAGGCUUUGUAACAAACAUAUCUAUGGUGAAUGGGACUGAUGUGUGGCCUGCUGCCUUCUGUGUAGGAAGUGCGAUGUGGAUUCAACUCUUGUAUAGUGCUGGCUUUUGGUGGCUGUUUUGCUAUGCUGUAGAUUCCUACUUAGUGGUUAGAAGAUCAGCAGGACUAAGUACAAUUGUGUUGUAUCACAUGAUGACCUGGGGCCUGGCAAUCCUUUUGUGUGUGGAGGGAAUUGCUAUGCUAUACUACCCUUCAGUUUCUAGCUGUGAAAGUGGUCUGGAGCAUGCUAUUCCUCAUUAUGUCACUACCUACGUUCCCCUGGUGCUGGUUUUAGUGGCCAACCCAGUCCUUUUCAGUAGAACAGUGACAGCUGUGGCCUCUCUGCUGAAGGGACGGCAAGGAAUCUACACAGAGAAUGAAAGACGCCUGGGGACAGAGAUAAAAGUCCGGUUUUUUAAAAUUAUGCUGGUAUUCAUUAUUUGCUGGUCAUCAAACAUUAUCAAUGAGAGCCUUCUGUUCUAUCUAGAAAUGCAGCCAGAUAUCAAUGGGAGCAAUUUGAAAAGUGUCCGAAAUUCUGCACUGAUCACAUGGAUUAUAAUGGGAGUAAUGAACCCAAUGCAAGGCUUCCUUUUCACGUUGGCUUUUUAUGGAUGGACUGGGUGGAAACUGAACCUGCAGUGGCGAAAGAGUGAAAUACCAUGGGAAUCUGUGUCCACAUCAACUGCUACUGAAAAUGCCUAUGCCUUGCCAGGUGGAAACUCAGUGAAUUUCCAUGACUCAAAGAAAACAACAGUAGUACCUAACCAUCAGACGGAAGAGACUUUAAGCAUGCUGUCUGAAGGUUCUGAUGCUAGCACAAUUGAAAUCCACAUGUCACAUGGAAACCGUGAACUAGAUGGUAAUGCUGCUGAUGUUUAAUGACUUGAAAGUUACACUGAGGAGCUGGAGACCCAAACUUUAUUUCAUGGAGUAGCUUACUACUUGCUACUCUUCUCUCUUUGAAGUCCAGACUUCCCACCAGUGGUUCCUGCACCAUUCCACUCACAAGCCUGAAUACACUGCUUGUUGUUUUUGGACAACUCCCUAGCCUUUAGUUUGCAAAAGCACAUUAUGGAUAGACUUAGAUAUAGUUGUUCAAAUUCAGAAACAACAGUGUUCUCAUCAAACAAGUGUCAGCUUUGCCGAUGAAUUAAGUGUGUAUCUUGUCUUCCAUUUGCUAUUCCUGAUUAUAUUUAAUAUACACCCACACACAUACAGAACAAAUAUUAUGAUUCCUUAUACACUUCUGGAUUUGAAAAUUUUACUGUUAUUUUUCUACUUCCUUGUGACACAAUAUAAGAUAUGAUAUCCCUUUAAUGGGUCUGCCACUGUCAUUUGAAAGGCUUGUGAUUCUUUAAGGCUCUGAAGAACAAUGUUAGCUAGAGGAUAAGACCAUGAUAGUGCGAGCCAAAAGGGACAGGUCAAAAGUAAGUUUUAUUCAUGUUUCUUGAUAUUAAUUUUUCUUAAAUAAUGAUUUUUUUAAAAAAUUAAGUAAUUAAAGCACAUUAGUAUAUACAAACUUUAAGAAUGCAAACUCAAAUGAUGACUUGCAUGGGCGAAAUAGCCAUUGCUGAGCAAACACAUAGCAACAGCUUUCAUUUCAACUUAUAUGAUCACAAACACUUCUCUUCAAUGGAGAAAUGUUUACAACUUCAGCAGUGCAUUGUUAAGGAUAUGAUUCAUAUUUGAAUCAGCCUUGCAACCAAUCUUCUCAGAAUGAUGGAAUCGGAACCAGUGAUUCCUGUUUGGAAAUUAUAAGCUAUUGUCUGGACUGUGAAUAUGUCAUCACUCCAUGAAUGUAGUCUAGAAAACAAUGAAUUUGGAAGAGGCAAAAUUUGACAUAUAGGCAAUCUCUCUCUUUAAAAAAAAAAAAGAUUUUAUAGCCCUGUAAGCCACAAAAAUAGACAAUUCCUGCAGAAAGUGAGUGUGUGUGUAGUGGCUUUAGUGUACUACAUAGCUCUUUGCCUUCUGAUUAGCAGAAUUACAUAUGUUUUCUUACAGAGUGCAUGUAGCCUUGGAGAAUAUGCAAAACAAAAGAACAUAAAAUGAUACUACGUAAUUUCAGCACCCAAAAGGAAUGUUAACAUAGAAAGAAUAAGAAACAACUCACACAGAGUUUUCUAAUAUCAAAAUAUAGCAAUUUAUUCAAGACACUGAAUAUGAUCUGCUGAUUCUCUCCUUGAAACAAAUGAACUACAACACACAAGGUGAUUUGCUGAGAGAGAAAAAGAAUGUGUGCACGAGAGGGGAUGGGGUGUGUGGACAAAACAGGAGGUGGGGGAAGAUGUCGUUUCAACAGAACCUGGGAAAUGCUGAAUGAGACCCAAGUCUGGCUUCAAGUCUGACACAGACAAUAAAACUUGGGAAGCCAGAAUUCAGAAUAUCAGUGAGUGGCUGAAGGAACAAUUCUGCAAUGGACAAAGAACCACAUUUUUAAAAGGCAAAAAAAAAAAAAAAAAAAGGACAACAGUAACCCUCCUGCCAAAAAAACCAAAGACGACCCUUACAUUUGACAAAGUGCACUUCACUUGGCUCAAAAAUUAGCUAGUUUAUUUUUUUAAAGAAAAAAAAUGCAAUUUCUAAUAUGUAUUAGGGGCUUUUUUUUUUUUGUUAUACCCUAGAAGUACUGGGGCUUAUGAAGCCCCACACAGGGACCCAGUGUUUACCAUGCUAAAGAUGUAGCACCUUCCUCUCAGAGGGCACUUGCUGAUCUAUUCAGAGUGCUGAGUGUCUCAGGUAAAGGUAAAAUCCAAUAGAAAUUGCUGUAUUACACCAGAAUUGCUUACAAAGAAAAGGGGGACAACAAUUAGCAAUUUCAAAAUCCCAGCAGCUGUUUUGUUGGCUUAAACCUGUAUUUAGAAUUCCCAUCUUAUUUCCUCUACCAUUUCUUGGGCAGUGGAGCAGCAGUCCAGUUCACUGAAAAAGUGAGAACACUGCAAAGCAGGACUAUAGAGGCACUAAUGUAGUUCUAUUUGGAAACAGAGAUGGCCAUUCUAAAAUAAAAUAUUCCAUACCCCAUAAAACUGAAUAUGUUGCUUGCAGUCCUAUUAUUUAAAAUAGACAUUUGUUUUUUAAAAAACAAACACCUCAUUUUUGAAUAAAAUGGUAUAGUCAGACCAUUAAACAAUAUUUCUGGAAAUAUUUUUGCAAGACAAAUGUUGACAUAAAAAACCUGUAACUAUUUGGAUACAUAAAUCAGAAAAGAAUAUCUAUUUUUAAAACUCUAAACUUCUCAAGUACAGCAGUGAUACUUUCCAUCACUAAGUCCUGGCAAUGAAAUUAAACCAUGCAAACAGUGUUUUUUCCUGCAGAAAACUAUUCAAAAAGAAUCAGCACCCUGAAAUGUGUUUUAGCAAAUUGCCUUUUAUGAGGAGGAGAUAAAAUGGAAACUGCAUCUUUAAAUUGUAUCAGAUUCUAUCAGAAUUGUUCUUCUGAAUGACUAAUACAACCCAGUCUACAUCUGGUGGACAUUUUAUGCUUCUAAAAUGUUUAACAUAAAAAAUACUUUCUUCUUCUUCCAAAAAUACACUUGGUUCUUUCUUUUUCAAAAAGUCAUCCUUUCUCCUGUAAAAAGCUUUCCCGGCACUGCAUUCUUACAUAAAGCACUUAUUACACAAUUUGCUGAAGGUGCCCUUGAGACUAAGUUCUGAAGCAUGGAAGUACUUUUAAAAAAAGGCAUAAGAAUAAGAAUCUGGGAUUGGGUAGGAAGAGAGAGGAAAGAUGGGGGCGAGAAAGAGGAAACAACAAGCAGUCUCUUACAACUUUUCAUUUGACCCACCUGGCUGCAUUUACUGUGGGCAUAAAGGGGGGGGGGGACACAGACACAAACCAAAGAGAAAAAAGGGCAGAAAGAAAGAGAGGAAGAAUUCAGUUCAAACAUAAGCCUGUGAUCCUCAAGGCUAUAAUAUUCCAGCUGAUAGAAAAAACAACCCACUGAACAAAUAAAAGUAGUCUAGAAAAUAGAAAGUGUUGUGAUUACAAAGUUGUGUGUGUUAUCAGUACAAACUGGUCUUCAAACGUCCUUUGGGAGAGCAACUGUAGUGUCCAGAUUGGAAGGAAAAAAAUACAACACCACAUGGAGGAGGAUUCUUUUUCCCAUUUUGGUUUAUCAAAGCAUUUUGCUUUAUAGGUUAUUAUUAUUUUUAUUUUAUUAUUAUUUUUUGGCACAGCUUUUUGUCUUUUCUUCUGCAGCCCUCAAAGCGAGUUCUCAGAGACCCAAACCAAACAGUGCAGGGUUUUGAGCUCGUGCUGGCCUCCUGCUUCCACAGGCUGUAGGUUCCAGGUGUAAACCACCCCCAUCCCCUCGCACUAAGUGAUUGUGUUUUAACUCCUUGGUAAAAGUUAUGGACAAAACAUUGCAGGCUUCUGUCACCUGGGAGAGAGGCUUUUGUUUUACACCCUAGCUUCUUCUUUUUUCCUUUUCUGUUUCUGUCCCCCAGUUCUUGCAGUUCCUAGAGAUGUUAAGAAUAGUUCUGAAGAUUGCUUCUACCCACACAUUCAAUGCUGGUCCAUUUGCAAUUUCUUCUAAAACAUUUACUUUCGCAGGUCUAGAACACAAACCUAGAAAGCACAGAGAAGACAACAGAUUUAAGCUGACAAUAAAAACUUUGUUGAGAGCUGUCAAGAUUGUUCUCUCAGGCUCUGGGUUGUAAUUCUAACUGAUAAUGAUCAGGGCAAACAGCAAAGAAUAUAGUUAGUUGGUGAAGGACUUAGUUCCUCUUUGCAUCACAGAGGAGCAAGCACGAGGGAAUGUGUGAUCUCUGUACUCCACACACAGGCCCUGAUACUUGUAGGCCAAACCAAAACAGUGCCUCAAAACAAAAGCCAAAGCAACAACAACAAGAAGGAAGGGAGAAGGUUGUUCAGAGCUGUGUGAAGAUAUGCUACAUGUAUUUUUUCUGCCACAUGAAGAGGCUCCUCACUCACUAUGGGAUCUGGCCUUUGUUUCAUGGAUAUGCUAGAAGUUCCCAGAUACACAAAGAUCGGUUAAAUGAUUCACAACACUGAAUUCAACAGGGGUGACAAACAUCGAACUAAAUUAUUGAAAAUAUUCAGCUGAAUUCAGAUGCACUGAGGGACACUUAAUUCCUCUAGAGAUGUUGCCCACUCACACCCAGAUCUCUGACUUGCAAGGGAGAAUCAUCUCACAACAGGGACAUUAUCAUGUGCUGGAUGAAUUUAACAGUGACAAUCAAAAGCAUGUUUAAAAAGGCUUACUGAUCCAUCCGAUGCACUGGCUCCCACUUUGUCUCCUCUAGCAUUCCAACAGACUUCAAAUAUUCCUCCAGUGCCUCUGUAACUAUGUACUAGAGUUCCACUCUUUAAAACAAACAAACAAACAAACAAACAAACAAACAAAAAUUAAAUCACCAUCAUAAUAUAUACGUGAAAUGUUUAUUGCUCUAUUUUGUUUCAAUAUGGGCAUUUUGAAGAAACAGAAAUAAUAAUCACAGUUUCAGCCUAGGGUCACAGAUCACCCUUGAAAAAGUGGCUAGGUGAUUUGCGUCUGUGGUCCACAAUGUAUAGGCUAGAAUCUUGCUCCUCUCAGGAAGAAAGGCUACAUCAGGUUCUGUCAAGAUUCUCAAUGCCCCUUUUGGCAGCCACCAACUGCCACAUCCCCUUAACCAUUCUUGUGCAGAGUUACAGCUAUAGCUUAUUUCCUAACUUCCUGGGGUGUUUUUUUUGGCAGAUGUAGGGGGAAGCCAGAGCUCAGUAGCAGUGCACAUGACAGUCCCAUUUGUAUGGGUCUAACUCAGUAUAAGGCAGUUUCAUAUGUUCUUCAUAAGUCCUACUAAACACGUUAUAUUCAAUACUUGUUCUAUGACUGUACAGUAUACACAAGUGUGUUAAUCACAUGUUUUGUUGAUUGUAGACAUGUACCUACGUACAAAUGUCUGUAUGCUCAUACAUCAUAAUGUCUGAAUAGGACUAUAUAUUCAAAGGUAUUUGGUGACAGAGCAAUGGCAGAUUUUUUUGGAUAAAACUUGUUUCUUUGCGCCAGCUUGACUUCCAGCCUGAUUAUGUAGAGAGAAAUAGUGUUUGACAUAUUUAUCUGAUUAACAACGGGUGAAAUUCCUUCCCAUUACUAGUAAAGUUUUCAGAAGCUUUCAACACUAUGAAUUAGAAUCUUGUAUUAUUGGGAAAUCUAUCUGGCACAAAGAAUUCGAUAAAUCCUGGAAACAGUUAGCACACUGCAGAAAGUAAUUGUUUUUCUAAGGUGUUUAUGUACACUAUUCAUCUUGUUUUAGCUCCCAGCUGAGAGUGGAUGACACCCGCUCUGAUGUGAUCUUUCACUCAAGUGAAUUUCAUUUAUGCCUUGUCCACUAAUGUGACACACUUAUUCCUCUCAUUGCUGGACUUUCUGUCUUCAUUUUGUAAUAACAUCCAUUCCCCCUCUCCCUGCUCCCAAAUUGAACUGAACACUUCUUGCAUUUGAAAAAGUGGGCCCAUGAAAUAUAUUGUUUGUCUUUAGUGCUUUAUAUAAAUAUAUUGUUUAUAUAAAUAUAUAUAUUAGUCUUUAGCACUUACUUUAUGACAACUCUGUUUAUUUCAUUUAUUUAUUUAAUAAAUGUGUAUACCACCCA